AUGGCAGCCCAACCGCCGAGCGGCCAGAAGCCGAAGGUCCAGCCGUGCCGGUACAAGACGGGGAAAACACUGGGCGCAGGCUCCUACUCUGUCGUCAAGGAGUGUGUGCAUAUCGAUACCGGGCGCUACUAUGCCGCCAAGGUGAUUAACAAGCGGCUGAUGGCCGGGCGGGAGCACAUGGUCCGGAAUGAGAUCGCCGUGCUGAAGAAAGUGUCUAUGGGCCACCAGAAUAUCCUGACGCUGGUGGAUUAUUUCGAGACCAUGAACAACCUGUACUUGGUCACCGACCUCGCCCUAGGCGGCGAGCUCUUCGACCGCAUCUGCCGCAAGGGCAGCUACUACGAGUCCGACGCCGCGGACCUGAUCCGAGCUGUGCUCUCGGCCGUGGCAUACCUGCACGACCACGGCAUCGUGCACCGCGACCUGAAGCCUGAGAACCUGCUCUUUCGCACGCCCGAAGACAACGCCGACCUUCUGAUUGCCGAUUUCGGGCUGUCGCGGAUCAUGGACGAGGAGCAGUUCCAUGUACUCACGACUACCUGCGGCACGCCCGGGUACAUGGCGCCGGAGAUCUUCAAGAAGAGCGGGCACGGGAAGCCGGUUGACAUUUGGGCCAUCGGCGUAAUCACAUACUUCCUCUUAUGCGGCUACACGCCCUUCGACCGAGACUCAAACCUCGAAGAGAUGCAAGCCAUCCUAGCAGCAGACUACUCCUUCACACCACUGGAGUACUGGCGCGGAGUGUCACAAGAAGCGCGCUCAUUCAUAAAGCGGUGUCUCACAAUCGACCCUGCCGCACGGAUGACGGCGCACGAAGCGCUCCAGCACGCAUGGGUGUACCCUCCGCAUGACGCCACAACGAAACUCGGCUCAGGCGAGGACCUUCUGCCGACUGUGAAGAAGAACUUCAACGCGCGGCGCACGCUGCACCGCGCCAUCGACACCGUGCGUGCGAUCAAUAAGCUGCGCGAGGGUGGCGGGUUCAUGAUGGACGGUGUUAUGAGUGUUGAUCCGAAGCCUGAGCGUGUUAGUGGGGAUCAGGUUCAUGAGGAGCAGUAUCAUGAUUUCCAGCGGCCGCAGCAGGGUGGUGCUGCUGCUAGUGACGGUCCUAUGCAGAUUGAUAGUCGGGGCAAUGCGCGUGGGCAGACGGAGGAGCAGAUCCGGCAACAGGAGCGGAGGGUUAAGGAGAUGGUUGCUGGGUUGUGGAGUCGGAGUGCAAAUGCGAGAUGA
This is a messenger RNA of Penicillium riverlandense, 1230 nucleotides long. Its product is annotated as serine/threonine-protein kinase. Gene Ontology annotation, molecular function: calcium/calmodulin-dependent protein kinase activity; ATP binding; calmodulin binding. Gene Ontology annotation, biological process: cellular response to oxidative stress; protein phosphorylation. Lineage: Eukaryota; Fungi; Ascomycota; Eurotiomycetes; Eurotiales; Aspergillaceae. The record is from RefSeq and is a predicted model, not a curated record. The transcript has 4 exons. The coding region runs from base 1 to 1230 and encodes 409 amino acids.